GAUGAACAUGCAAAAAUAAAAACUAGAAGGAACUUCCAUUUCAUUUCCAGUUUCCAACUCCAUCCACUUUGGACCCUAGAAGAAGAGAACACAGUUUUUGGGAUUUGGAGGAGCACAGAACCAUUCCACUGAGCUUAGUGAAUCCAAUUUCAGAUAUGGUUUUGAUGAACAAGUUGGUUAAGACCGUGUCAUGGUAAUUGUGUUAACACGAGAGGCCGGAUGAUGGCAACAGCUGCUGUUGUUGGACUUAGUACAGCAAACAGAUUUUUGUGUUCUUCCUUCCAUUGCUCUGACAUCUCAGAAAAACUUACAUCUUUCAAUGAGUAUGCAUUGUCACAGUAUCAAACUGCUUCGAUAAAGAAUUUGAUUGUUGCAAAGAAGCCAUCUAAUUAUAGCCCAAGUUUUCCAUCAUCCAAACGUCAUUCGGAGUCCAUUAAGGCUGUUAAAGAGUAUGGGGACCAUGCCUCAAUUACUUCCACUGAAUUGCCAUGGUUUCAAGGAUCCAAUGACAUAGAAGAAGAAGAAGCUUCUGACCUUGACUAUUCUGUGGAAGCUCUUUUGUUACUUCAGAAAUCUAUGCUUGAGAAGCAAUGGAAUCUUUCUUUUGAAGGGACUGCAUUAGCUGAUUCAUCAAUGAAAAAAAUUCACAAGAAAAUACCUGUUACUUGUUCUGGAGUGUCUGCUCGACAACGGAGAAUGAAUUCUAAGAGGAGAAAUCUAUGCCAAAAUAAAAUGCAGCAGCCUGGUUCUAAGCAGAUAAGAUCAAUGAUUGGUCCUGAACUUUUUCAGAAUCGUUUGAAGGGUUACGUGAAAGGUGUAGUAAAUAAUGAGCUUCUCAGCCAUGCAGAAGUUGUGUGCUUAUCCAAGAAGAUCAAGAGUGGACUUUCUUUAGAGGAGCAGAAGUUCAGACUUAAGGAGAAAUUGGGUUGUGAGCCAUCAGAUGAGCAGCUUGCAACUUCCUUGAAAAUUUCUCGUGCUGAGUUACAAUCAAAAUUGAUUGAAUGCUCAUUGGCAAGAGAGAAACUAGCUAUGAGUAAUGUUCGUUUGGUCAUGUCAAUAGCUCAGAGAUAUGAUAACAUGGGUGCUGAAAUGUCUGAUCUUGUUCAGGGUGGUUUGAUUGGACUACUGCGUGGAAUUGAGAAGUUUGAUUCUUCCAAGGGAUUCAAAAUUUCAACUUAUGUAUAUUGGUGGAUACGUCAGGGUGUCUCUAGAGCAUUAGUUGAGAACUCAAGAACUUUACGGCUGCCCACAUAUUUGCGUGAAAGGCUGUGGCUAAUCCGAAAUGCAAAGAUUAAGUUGAAAGAGAAAGGAAUAGCACCAUCUAUUGAUAGAAUUGCAGAGAGCCUAAACAUGUCCCAGAAGAAAGUUAGGAAUGCUACAGAGGCAGUCAGUAAGGUUUUCUCACUAGAUAGGGAUCCAUUCCCGUCUUUGAAUGGUCUUCCAGGAGAAACUCAUCAUAGUUAUAUUGCAGACAAUUGCACGGAGAACAAUCCAUGGCAUGGAUUUGAUGACUGGGCACUUAAGGAUGAAGUAAACAGACUUAUCAAUGUGACACUUAGUGAACGAGAGAGAGAUAUAAUUCGCCUGUACCACGGUUUAGAUAACGAAAGUCUUACAUGGGAGGAAAUAAGUAAGCGCAUAGGUUUGUCUAGAGAGAGAGUUCGGCAGGUUGGACUUGUAGCUCUGGAGAAACUAAAAACCAAAGCGAGGAGGAGUAAAAUGGAGGCCAUGCUGGUAAAACAUUAAUUUUCCAUGUCUUAUCAUGCACAUGUAUGAUUAACAAGAAUGUAUAUACUGAAAGGAAAAAUUGUAUCAUCAUUUUUAAUUAAUUUUUCCAAUCAGAUCAAACCAUAGGAGGUCAACUUUCUGUCACAAAGAGUUAAAACACACUUAUUCAGAAUUUGUAAUCUUCAGCAAAAAAAUUUUAUGUACUUCAAUAUAUUUCAGAGACAAGCUUGGGAUGUGGAUGCCAAAAUCAGAGAUAAUUGAAGGUGAGAUAUUGGAGGAAACCAAAUAACAUUGUUUGUGCACAAGAAGAAUGCUGGACACAAAUUAUUUGGUUUCCUCCAAUUCUUACAUUCAAGAUCCUGCUCCUCAUUUCCUUCUAAAUUGUUUGAAGCUCGGGUGAUUUGAAUUCAGAAAUGCUGAGCCAGAUAGCCUUCUUAUAACCUAAAGCAGCAAAGAUAAGAUGAGCAAGGUCAGACACAUUUGUCAAUUGAGUUUCAUGUUUUUCAAUUUAGAUUGUAAUUUUUUGAGGCAUUAAUGUUACUCAAUUAUCAUUAAUUAAUGAACAUAGGAAAAAAUU
Molecule: messenger RNA, 2305 nt
Organism: Rubroshorea leprosula
Lineage: Eukaryota; Viridiplantae; Streptophyta; Magnoliopsida; Malvales; Dipterocarpaceae
Source: the annotation of a GenBank genome assembly